Molecule: messenger RNA, 1715 nt
Organism: Colletotrichum navitas
Lineage: Eukaryota; Fungi; Ascomycota; Sordariomycetes; Glomerellales; Glomerellaceae
Product: zinc-binding dehydrogenase
Exons: 4
Coding region: 343-1389 (348 amino acids)
Molecular function (GO): oxidoreductase activity, acting on the CH-CH group of donors, NAD or NADP as acceptor
Source: RefSeq, a predicted model, not a curated record
GGCGCGCGCGGGGCACGAGAAAAAUGGCCAUGACAUGGACAUGUGCCAAAGGAGAAGAGAGAGAGAGAGAGAGAGAGAGAGAAAUGGAUUGGGGGUUGAGGGAGUGGGCAAGAAAGAAGGUUUUGGUACGCGGCACGGCGAUGAAGCUCGGAGGAGUAAGCCAGCCCGUCCCUUGGACGAGGCGGAGAAUCCAAAAGUAUGAAAGCCUGAUACGUAUGACUUUUGGAAAGGCGCUUCGGAAAGACGUGUCUGGAAUUCUGUAGUGCUGUAUACAUCUCUCCCCGAUAUCCCUGACACAAAUUUUCCACCUCCGCGACCCUCCUCCACAUCACAAGCACAAUAAUGUCGACGCAGAACCUCACCGUCGUGCUCGCCGAGCGUCCCAAGGCCGAGAUCGUCCCCGGCCAGACCUUCAAGACGGAGCUGAAGCCUAUCCCCAAGGCCGACGACCUCAAGGAUGGAGAGAUCCUCAUUGAGAACUGGUACCUCUCGCUGGACCCCGCCAUGCGCGGCUGGUUGAACGACCGCCGCUCCUACAUCCCCCCCGUCCAGAUCGGCGAAGUCAUGCGCGGUGCCACCGUCGGCCGCGUCAUCGCCUCCAAGUCCCCCAAGGCCAAGGAGGGCGACGUCCUCCCCGCCUUCGGCGGCUGGUCCGAGUACAGCGUCAUCCACGACAGCCGCGUCGAGCCCGUCUCGUCUUACCCGGCCGUCUCGCAGCCGGUCGACUACCUCUCGGGCAUCGGCAUGACGGCGCUGACCGCCUACUUUGGCAUGCUCCGCGUCGGCGACCCGAAGCCCGGCGAGACCGUCGUCGUCUCGGGCGCCGCCGGCGCCACCGGCAGCGUGGCCGGCCAGAUCGCCAAGCUCAAGGGCGCGCGCGUCGUCGGCCUCGCCGGCUCCGACGACAAGUGCCGCUGGCUCACCGAGGAGCUCGGCUUCGACGCCGCCCUCAACUACAAGGACCCCGAGUUCAAGCAGAAGUUCAAGGACGCCACCCCGAACUUCAUCGACGUCUACUUUGACAACGUCGGCGGCGACAUCCUCGACAUGGCCCUCGCCCGCGCCAAGGAGUUCUCCCGCUUCGUCAUGUGCGGCGGCAUCAGCCAGUACAACUCGGCCACGCCCCAGGGCCCCAAGAACUACGCCAACAUCAUCACGAUGCGCAUCAAGAUGCAGGGCUUCAUCGUCUUCGACUUCGUCAAGGAGUACGCCCAGGCCCGCAAGGAGCUCGCGGCGUGGCUCGAGGAGGGCAAGAUCAAGCGCAAGGAGACCAUCGUCAAGGGCGGCCUCAAGACGGCCGAGCAGGCACUCGUGGACCUGUACAAGGGCAUCAACACGGGCAAGCUGAUUGUCGAGAUCAAGAACCCCAAGGACGCGGCCAAGCUGUAAACAGGCGCCGCGUAUGUCUCCGGGGGUUUGGUUUUUGUCGGAGGAAGCGGAGGAUCACGAAAAUCUUGCACUGCGAAUGACUUGAUGACACAAAAUGUACAAUUAUGCAUAAUGACCUCGGACUUGGGUACGGAAUGGAUAGAGAUGCCGAUGGGAUGAGGGCAAAACAAAUAGAAUGUUCAGAUCGCUCUAUCGGGAGUAUGGGACCUAUGUGCUUAACCGGGCUUAUAUGGGAUGCAUAACAGAAAUAAUGCAUAGUAUGCAUAGUAUGCAUAGUAUGCAUAGUAUGUAAAUAUCAGAUCGACCAGCCUCCCCGCCAUCGCCAA